AUGUGCAAAGAUUGUGUACCUCUAUACAAAUCUGGAGAAAAAUCACAACUUAACUAUAGGCCGAUAUCGAUUUUACCUGCAUUUUCAAAGGUAAUUGAAAGACUGAUCUAUAGACAGUUGCACAAAUAUUUAGAGGAUAAUAAGUUCCUGUCACCAGCACAAUUUGGCUUUCGCAGUGGUCGAUGUACAUCACAGGCUGUCUUGCGUCUCACUGAACAUAUACGAAAAAACAUGGAUAUAGGUAAUUUAACAGGAGCAGUAUACGUUGAUCUUAGAAAGGCGUUUGAUACGGUGAAUCACGGCUGUUUACUUACAAAGCUAUCAUAUUAUGGUAUUGUGAACAAUGAACUGAAAUGGUUUGAGGAUUAUUUGUUUGGAUGAUCACAAUUUGUCCAGUAUAACUUGGUCAACUCGCAGGUUGAAGCAGUGACUUGUGGCGUGCUACAAGGAUUGAUCCUAGGGCCUCUGAUGUUUGUGGUUUCCAUAAACGAUUUAGACAUUGCGCUCAAAAACACCAAGCUAAUUCUCUAUGCUGAUGACACUGUUGUAUAUUACUCUGGAAAAAUGUCGGAAGAAAUUAUCAAAAUUCUGAAUGAUGAUUUACAGGAGCUGGAUAAAUGGUUCAAGAAAAAUAAUCUGGUUAUUAAUAUGAAGAAGGGAAAAACAGAAUUCGUUCUCUAUGGAACUGCAAAACGUAUUGUGAUACAACAAUCAAGCGGUGAGCAAAUCAAUGUGACUAUUUGCGGUGAAAACGUUAAUCAAUCUGCAUCAUAUGAUUAUCUGGGUGUGACUUUGGACAGUAAAUUAACUUUUACUGAAUACUUGCAGAAACUUUAUAAGAAGGGCUCUAUGAGACUAAAACUGCUAUCCACUGUAUGUGAGAGUAUCUCGCCAUAUGUUGCUGAAACAAUUUAUCACGCUAUGAUUGAGCCGGUAUUGAUGCACUGUGUAGUAACUUAA
This is a messenger RNA of Paramuricea clavata, 960 nucleotides long. The record is from the annotation of a GenBank genome assembly. NCBI's taxonomy places the organism in Eukaryota, Metazoa, Cnidaria, Anthozoa, Malacalcyonacea, Plexauridae.